AUGUCCCGUAGGGGAACAGGGACGGAGCGGGACGGGGACGGGGGGGGACGGGGGGGGAGGCCGGACCGGGAAGGCUGCGGGGGGGGCACCCCCCUGACGGGGCGGCUGCGGGUGCUGGCGGCGCUGGGCGGCUGCGGACUGGUGCUGGGCUCGGCGCUGGCUGCGGGUGAUGAGCGGCUGUACGCGGCGGCGAUGCCCGUGCUCCGGGCACUGCCCCCCGAGGCCGCGCACCGGGUGGCUCUGCGCGUCGCUGCCCUGGGACUGCUGCCUCCCGCCCGUCCCGACAGCCCAGCCCUGGAGGUGCGGGUGUUCGGGCACCGGUUCUGUAACCCGGUGGGCCUGGCAGCUGGGUUCGACAAGCACGGAGAGGCGGUGAACGGGCUGUACAAGAUGGGCUUCGGCUUUGUGGAAGUCGGGACUGUAACACCCCAGCCCCAGGAGGGGAACCCCCGGCCCAGGGUGUUCCGGCUGGUGGAGGACGAGGCUGUCAUUAACAGGUAUGGGUUCAACAGCCACGGCCAUGCUGCGGUGGAGCGCAGGCUGCGGGCCCGCCAGGACACACAGCUCCGGCUCACUGGUGCGGGGAUGCCCCUUGGAAUCAACCUGGGCAAGAACAAGAGCUCCACGGAUGCUGCAGCUGACUACGUGGCUGGGGUCCGGACACUGGGCCCUUUGGCUGACUACCUGGUUGUGAACGUGUCCAGCCCAAACACGCCAGGGCUGCGGCACCUGCAGGCCAAAGCUGAGCUGCAGGACCUGCUGACCAAGGUACUGGCAGCACGGGACGCAUUGACCUGCACACACAAACCAGCUGUGCUGGUGAAGAUCGCCCCUGACCUCAGCACACAGGACAAGCAGGACAUUGCCAGCGUUGUCUGUGAGCUCGGUGUGGAUGGGCUGAUUGUCAGUAACACCACCGUGAGCCGGCCCAGCAGCCUCCAGAGCAGCCAGCGCUCCCAGCCCGGCGGCCUCAGUGGGAAGCCGCUGCGGGAGCUGUCCACACAGACCAUCAGGGACAUGUACACCCUCACCCGCGGCCGGGUGCCCAUCAUCGGGGUGGGGGGUGUGAGCAGCGGGCAGGAUGCCCUGGAGAAGAUCCGUGCUGGAGCCUCCCUCCUGCAGAUGUACACAGCCCUUGUGUACCAUGGACCACGGGUGGUGCAGGUGGUGAAGCAUGAGCUGGAGGAGCUGCUCAGGGAACAGGGCUUCAGGAAUGUCAUGGAGGCAGUUGGAGCUGAUCACCAGUCCUGACACGUUGCAGAGCCAAGGUCACACUGGAGGGGGUCUGGACAAGCAGGGAAAUGUCUUUCCAGUGCUGGGCAGGCUGGGACUAAGCUGAGGGCCUGGUCCCAGCCUCUGGGGAGGGUCAGUGCUGGUGGGGAGCAGGGAAAGGAGCCUCCUGCUGCUGCCCAGGGCUGUAUUUUGGCUCUCUGGUGUUUGGGUUCCCCAGCAGAAACCAGCACCAGGUAAGGCUCUGCUGGCUCAAGGAAGCCCCUGCGGGUCAGCCCUGUGUGCUGUGGGCUGUGCUCUGCCCCAGCUCCUGCUGCAGCACUGCCCAUGGAGGACUUCCUUCCCCUGUGGUACUGCCAGAGCCGUGCACCAGACAGUGUAUGGGGUGUCCCUGCUGCCUGGGACCCCAGGCCCUGCCCUUGCUGGUGCCUGGUCCUGCACCACAGCAGGAUCUGCCCUCAUCCCUGUGUGGUACUGAUGCAGACCUUGGUCCUGCCCAAGCAUCAAUAAAUGUUUGUUUCCCCA
Molecule: messenger RNA, 1755 nt
Organism: Melopsittacus undulatus (budgerigar)
Lineage: Eukaryota; Metazoa; Chordata; Aves; Psittaciformes; Psittaculidae
Gene: DHODH
Product: dihydroorotate dehydrogenase (quinone)
Exons: 9
Coding region: 1-1251 (416 amino acids)
Biological process (GO): pyrimidine ribonucleotide biosynthetic process; 'de novo' pyrimidine nucleobase biosynthetic process
Cellular component (GO): mitochondrial inner membrane; cytoplasm
Molecular function (GO): dihydroorotate dehydrogenase activity
Source: RefSeq, a predicted model, not a curated record